GUAUAACAAAAUCCCCCACACAUUUGAUGCUGAAAAGCAGUGUGCAGGAUUAGCAUGGUACUCUGGUUUCCGUCGCCGGCAUCCAAACCUGUCUUUGCGUAAACCUGAGCUAACUUCCAUGGCUCGCAGUACAGGAUUCAACCGAGAAGCAGUGACGACGUUUUUCGAAAAUUUGGAGACAAUUUUCGAAGAAAAUCAGUUUUCGCCGGACAGGAUCUGGAAUACAGAUGAAACCGGCAUUAAUACGGUUCCGAACCGAGUAUCCAAAGUUCUCGCUGUGAAAGGUAGCCGACAAGUUAGUGCUAUUUCGUCCGCUGAGAGGGGAGUUAAUACGACUGUUAUGAUGACUGUUUCCGCUGCUGGUCAAUAUUUGCCGCCGAUGUUCAUUUUCCCCAGACAACGAAUGAAUGAACUACUCAAGAUAGGAGCUCCGGCGGGUUCGGUGUUCACAUGUAAUCCGAGUGGUUGGAGCAACGUAGCUACAUGUUCAACGUGGUUCGACCAUUUUCUGGCGCAUACGCGACCGACCGCUGAUGCACCGGUACUACUGAUACUAGACGGACAUUCGAGUCAUACUAAGAACAUCGAGAUGAUUGAGAAAGCGGCACGUAAUAAUGUUCGUAUACUUUCUAUCCCACCGCACACAUCACAUAAACUGCAACCUCUGGAUGUGUCAGUAAUGGGGCCACUUAAGACGAAGUAUGGCCAGGCGGUUGACCACUUUCUGAGACGAAACCCAGGAAAGACGGUGACUGUAUAUGACGUGGCGGCCUUGGUUAACGAAGCAUUCCUCGAUGCAGCUACCAUGCAAAAUGCUGUCUCGGGAUUCCGAGCCACUGGAAUUUUCCCAUUCGAUAAAAGAUUGUUCAAUGACACCGAUUUUGUUGCUUCAAUCUUCCUGAAUACAUCCGGUGGUAGCGUGGACAAAGCCAUACAAACAGAGACAGAGUGUGUUGAGGUUCCCAGAAAAGAGCAAAGUUCGUCCAGCAAGAAUAAUAGACCUGCAUCACAACACACUGCAUUAAACAGCCAGAUAAUGCAAGCAGAUGGGCACGACACGCCGGUAGAAAUAUCGAUUGUCGAAUCGACGAAUGCAGAAUUGGGAUUAGAAUGCUUUGAUUUGAACAUGUCAACCGGCGAAACUGAAUUUGUAACGAUUGAUCCAAAUAUUUACUACGUUCUGGAAGAAAACGGCAUUGUGAAGAUCCACACGGUGAACGACUCAUCCAUGCACCCAUCGGGAAGCGGCGUAUAUCCUUCUGUUGCUGGUCCUUCUACAUACUCGGUACUGUCGAGUAACGCAGUAGGAACGGAUUUUGUACUUCAUCCGAACUUAAUUGUUCCAAAAGGCAUUUCACGAAAACGCAAGCCUAAGAAAGACCGACGAGAACAAUCAGCAGAACUUACUUCGAUUACAUAUCGCAAUCGUUUGCUGCAGAGUACCGCUGAGAAGGAAAUAAAAAACAUCCGAAAAGCGCAGCGCCGGAACAAGCGAAAGAAAGAUGACCCUAUUGGUAUUUCAGAUGUUCUCUGUCCAUCAUGCGGUAUUUGCUUCAGUGCAUCAGCAGAUGGCAGAGGAUGGUCAAUGUGUAUUAAAUGCCAUGCUUGGUAUCACAGUGAAUGUGUUACGUUCGACCAGAUGGUAUGCGGAUCGUGUACUCAACCUGUUCCUGUCUGA
Messenger RNA from Armigeres subalbatus, 1678 nucleotides. RefSeq lists its product as uncharacterized. Gene Ontology annotation, cellular component: nucleus. NCBI's taxonomy places the organism in Eukaryota, Metazoa, Arthropoda, Insecta, Diptera, Culicidae. The transcript is spliced from 3 exons. Bases 119 to 1678 code for a protein of 519 amino acids. The record is from RefSeq and is a predicted model, not a curated record. Gene Ontology annotation, molecular function: DNA binding.